Lingula anatina is the source of this 493-nucleotide messenger RNA. RefSeq lists its product as uncharacterized. Lineage: Eukaryota; Metazoa; Brachiopoda; Lingulata; Lingulida; Lingulidae. The record is from RefSeq and is a predicted model, not a curated record.
AUGGUCCAAAGGAGGUUAGCUAUUAGUGAGCAAGCCACGCUUUCGGAAUUCAAAGAGUCAUUUGCUGCUACUGCUGCUGCUGCUAAUGUGGAUUUCUCAUCACGUCAAGGCGAGGCACAAACGCACCGCGCCGAUAUAGACAGCGACUCCAUUAAAUCAACAAAUUUUCAAGAAGAAAUAUUACCAUCAAUCGAUUUCAUAAAACAAGAAACAUUGGAAGUCACAAGUACAAAAGAUACCGAUGAAACCUAUGUAAAGUCUAUUUCAAGUCCAAAGUCCGUUAAUUUGGAUAAAUCAGAAUUCAGCAUACCAGAAACCGUCUCCCUUGGAAUUAGUGAGAUAGCUGAAGAACACAAAGACGACUACGUGGAUGUGCAUCGCCAGCCUGUAGAAGGUGAUGUUUCCACAUCUCCGAAACAUGUUUCUCAAGAGCGCAUCCCUGUUCAAGAAACGUCAAAAGCUCCCUAUGACCGUUCAUCGCCUACAUUUGGGG